Molecule: messenger RNA, 738 nt
Organism: Lactuca virosa
Lineage: Eukaryota; Viridiplantae; Streptophyta; Magnoliopsida; Asterales; Asteraceae
Source: the annotation of a GenBank genome assembly
AUGGCGUCACAAUCAUCUACAGGUAAGUAUUUAACUGUAGAUGUUCAUUACAGUGGACUAUUUGCCCCAAAUCCGUUGAAAUACUUAGACCCCGAAAAAAUAACAGUGCGUGAUGUUGAUUUUGGAGGAUUUACGUACAAAGAGUUUCUUUUGUGGCUUAGGAAUUUAACCAAUGGAAGUUGUGAUAAUGUGUACUACUAUAGCAGAAAGGAAACCUUGGGUGAGGGUAUUAUAAGAAUCGACAGUGAUGCUGAUUAUUGGGAGUUUGUUGAAGCUACUUAUACUCCUGAAGCUGAGUUGGAUGUCUACAUUGACCACCAAAAUGAUCCAAUCCUUGAUUGGGCUGAAAAUAAGGUGUUAUUAGAUGGUAAUUGGUAUGACUUGGAUGACAACGAAGAAGAGGAUGAUAAUGAAGAAGAGGGUCACAAGGAAGAAGAGGAUGACAGUGAUGAAGAUGAUAACUUGGAUGAUAUUAUGGCAUAUGAGCAUGAAGUUGAUGAAGAAGUCCAUACCUUUAACAAAACUGUUGGUGACAACUUUUUAAACAAACUUUCAGUUAUUGGUAAGCUUAGUGAUGAUGAUGAACCUAAUGAUGGAAAAGAUAAUAAGGUUGUAUUUCUUGUCCAUGAUGAGAAUCAAGAAUGGGAUAAGAUGGUGCCAAUUCUAGACUCCAAACAAGCUCCAGAAAUUCCUUUGAUCAAUCGGAAGAAGAGCUUUUGGCGAAUAUUAAACUUGUGA